Astrephomene gubernaculifera is the source of this 7547-nucleotide messenger RNA. The record is from the annotation of a GenBank genome assembly. NCBI's taxonomy places the organism in Eukaryota, Viridiplantae, Chlorophyta, Chlorophyceae, Chlamydomonadales, Astrephomenaceae.
GGGUACGUAGGUAGCAUCCAUUGUCGAGCAUGUCGGAUAACUCUUCAGAUAGCGUACUUAUACACCUCGCUCACUUGUGUAGGAGCUGCUGGCAGUGCCAGAAGGACACUAAAGCCGCUUUAACAUAGCUUUAUUUCUCUUCCUUUUCAGCAACGUAGUAUUGCGCUGGGAACAUACUUUCAGUAGGGCUUGCUGAGCUAUGCAGGACUAGGCGAAAUGUCUUGCUUUUGGUGCUUCGGGGCUCAGCCCAAUGCUACACAAAGCGAAGCAAGCGUAUUGUCAGGUCCAACGCAGAAAAAUGGCGCAACCCAGUCUGUUGAGCCAUCGGCGCCGGCUACUCGUCCUCCUCCUCCUACCAAAGCACAAUCACCACCGCAACCGAUUGUUCAUGCUGCAGUUCCACCCGUUGUUCUGCAAUUGCAGCGCCAGUUGGCUGCCCUACAAGGGACAUGGAUCAGUCGAGUCGACUUGGCUCUGAAGUAUACCAUGGAGUGCACUGGUGCUACGGCCGUCAGCCUCUCUAUGCUAUCCCAAACGCACGACUGUCUGGUUGUGCUCGCUCGCCGCGGCCCGCAGCACCUAGUGCUGCCGCCCGGCAGCUGCAUUGCCAUCAACGAACCUGGCGAGACAUCGACGCAGUCGCUCGACAACCCCGAGCAGCACGCCCUGCAACACCUCUACGCCUCCCAGGCGGCCGUCAUAGCCUGCGUGCCACCGCCACACAGCUCAGUAACCCCGCCAGCAGCAACAGCGACCAAGACGCCGUCGCAGCUUAACGGCUCCUUAGCCUCUGCCGCUGCAGCCGGCGGUGCCGCCGGUCCCGGAAGCGGCAUCAGCAUCAGCAACGCGGCCAGUCUGCCGCUGGACUGGGCGCACCUGCACGCCACCUGCGGCAUCACACACUUCGCCGCGGUGCCGCUCUACCACGGCAACUCCCUGGCGGGUGCGCUCACCAUCCUGGGGACAUCCUCCUCUCCCUCCUCACCCUCUUCCGCAGCACCCCCAUGCGCAUCCCCCACGGUUUCUUCCGCACGCCCGACUCCCAUCCCCUCCCUCACCCCUCCAGCCCCGAUCUCAGCUGCAUCCACAGCCACGGGCGUCGCAAUCCCAGCCGGAGCACCCAAGGGCGGCAGCGGGCCCCUCCCGGCUGUUGCUGCUGCUGCUGCCCCCGCGCCCGGCGCCUCCUCCUGCUCCUCCUCCGCCACCGCCUCACUGGACCCGCUCUUCCGCGCGCCGCUCUCCCUGGAGCUGGUAGCCAUGGCAGUGGCUCAAUGCUGCCUGGGAGCUGACAUGGCCCUAGCGUGUCAUGCGGUGGAGAUGGUGCAAGCCAUGCAUGCAUGCGCCUCCAUUCAGCAGCUGGUGGCGGGCAUGUCGCUGGGACUUCAAGCGCUCAUGCAUGCGCGCUUCUGCUUGACGCUACGCUGCAGCGUGGCGCUUGCGGUUGAGUUCCAGCCCAAUGCCAUUAUGUUUGAGGAGGCGCCGUUGUGUCGUCAGGCAAGCGGUUCGGGCAGCCAUUCCUACGAAGCGAGCCAAGGCGGAGUUGGCAGCAUGGGAGCGCACAAGGCAGGGCACCCGGUGACAGGCCGAGCGUCAGCGGUGUUUAGCGCGACGGCGGAGGCGUCGGCGGGAGGAGGAGGGAGGAGGGAGUCGAUGGCACGGUUUGGGUCGGGCACGGCGACAACGGAUGGAGGCGGGCCGGGGACGGGACGUGGGAUGCGCAAUAGUGUGGAGGUGGCUGGAGAGCCGGCGUGGGGGGCGUCUAGCGGGCAUGUCACGGCCUCUGCGCUGCUGAAUCAGAUUGUGGGGAGGAGGUACAAGGCACGCCCCUUCUCCGUGUACCACACGCUGCUCAUCCGCACCAUCCACGAGCUGGCCGCCUCCUCCUACGGCGGCACCGUCAUCACGCAAUGCCAUGACCACAUGCAGGACGCCAAAACGCCCUCCCGGGACAUCUACGCACUCGGUCGCGGCGCCGGCCAGCCGCCGCAGUCGCUCGUACUAUCCGUCACGCACCUCCGCCCGGCGGACGACGUAACGCCCGGCGGCUCAUUGGAGGCGGCUGCCGCCGCCGCCGGCGGCGGCGGCAGCAACUCUGGGCCGGCAGCGGCCGGCUCGGGCCCGUACGGCCGUAGCAACACCGGCAGCGCCGCCGCCGCCGCGCUGGCGACGGCGGUUGAGUCCGCCACCGGUACGAACUGCAGUGACGCGCCGUCGCACGCGCAUGCGAUGCCGCCGACACCCGACGCCUUCACCACCUCCUCCGUCGGCCAGGCUUCGGUCUCCGGAACCACGGGCACUGGCGGCGGCGGCGACCCGGCGGCGCCGUCGGAGCCCCGGACGUACAUUGGGCUGUACAUGACGUCGACGGAGCCGCUGCCGGCGGCGCUGCUGGAGUUAAUCCUGGUGGAAGUUCACUCGCUGGCGUGUCACGUGCUGUCACCGUUGGUUCAUCGGAAGCUCUUGGUGGGCGAACUGGCGUUGGAGUGGGCGCUCAUGCAGAUGGUCACCAGUUCGAGCCUUCCGCAAGACAGCGCAAGCACGCAUGGACGGCCCUUCCCGCGCCAGGGCACGUCGAACCUUGGCGGCGGCGCAGCCGGCGGCGGUUCUAUCGGAGGCGGGAGUGUGGCAGCGGCAGCGGCUGGCGCCGUCGUCACGGGUCGCGGCGGCAGCAGCCUGGACGUUAUGCCUAUGGCAGUUGGCGCUACCGGAACCACCGGGGCCUUCUGCACCCCGGGAUCCACCUCCGCCGGGUCGACGGGCGGCACCGCCGUUACGGCGGCGUCAACGGCGGCCGCCAGCCCAAUCCUAACGGGCCCUGGCGGUAUCGCCGGCGGCGGCGGCGGUGACGGGGGCGGCGGCUUGCCAACGGGGCCGUACGGCACUGCCAACGCCGCCCGUCGCGCCAGCAUGCUGGCUCCCAGCGGAGCCAACUCCCGCAUGUCCUCCCUGCAGCGUAUCAUGGCGCCGUUCCUAAUGGCGGAUAUGGUUCCCACCGAACCCGCCGUCGGCUGCGGUGCCUCGGCGGCGGCGUCCGGCGGCGGCGGCAUCGGUACGGGAAUGGGCGUCGGCUUCGGCGUCAACGGCCGCCGCAGCAGCGACAUUGUUUUGGCGCUCACGCACGCCAUGCACCACCAAAACAGCUCGUCCUUGCAUGGUGGCGGCAGCGCAAUGUCCCCUGGCGGGACCGCGGGUAGCCUUGCGAACCGCAUGACGGGCCCUGGGGUAGCAACCAACGCGGCGGCCGCGGCGGUUGGCAUUCGCCGUAUGCUGGCCUUAGACGGCAAGGGCGGUGCCUUUGCAAGCAAGCAUGGUGUGCACACUGGUUCCCAUAAUGCCAGCAUGAGUGAGGGAUCAGCGCGGGAGAUGAUGGUGGCGGCGGCUGCAGCGGCGGGGCUCGCUUCCGGCGGCGGCGGCAUCGCCGGCGGCGGCGGCAUCGCCGGCGGCGGCGGCACGGGAGCCACGAGUACGGCAGACAAGUUCCUGUCCACUGAGGUUACGACGGUACAAGACACGCACUCUCAGAUGGGCCUGCUGGUAGCGUCGUAUAAGGAAACCCUACAUAACAUGACGAUGGAACUUAGUGUGGGUGCCGUACAACGACAGAGCUUGGAUCUCCACGCGGACGACCCCGGCCGGUUGGUGCUGCGAGAGGUGUUGGGCAAGGGAGGUCAUGGAGUGGUGUUCAGGGGUAGCAUGCACUCGCUGGAGGUGGCAAUCAAGGUCUUCCAGACCCCCGGGGAGGACGAGCCGCUCGCCGCCGGCACCGCCAACCGGCCCGAGGUGCUGGCGGAGACGCUGCUGCAGCGGCGCCGCGUGCUGACUCGCGCCGCACUGGAGCUGGCCAUCAUGUCCUCCGUCAGCCACCCCAACAUUGUGCAGGUGUACGCCCAGUGGCCCACCGCGCUGUUGGAGCGCGAUGAGACGCAGCCCUGCCGCCGCCGCCUGCGCAAGCUGCCGCCCGACACGCCCCCGCCCGCCAGCGGGGGACUGGUGUGUGCGGUGAUGGUAAUGGAGUACUGCGACAAGGGCACGCUUGUCGACGCCAUCAACCGCGGAGACUUCGUAACGCCCGCCCGCGACGGCAGCGGCUUCAAGCCCAACUACAAGGCCAUCUACACCACGCUGCUGGAGGUGGCGUUGGCGCUGCGCCACCUGGCCUCCGCCGCCAUCACGCACUGCGACGUGAAGCCCGCCAACAUCCUGCUACGGUCCAGUCCGAGGGACCCGCGCGGCUUCACUGCAAAGCUAGCGGACUUUGGCUACGCUGCGCUGCUGCGCGACAGCUCCCCCGAGGGCCACCGCAGCGUGGUGACGGACGAGGCGUGCGGCACCGUAACGCACAUGGCGCCCGAGUCCUUUGUAGAGGGCGAGCCGGUGGACAGCAGUGCUGACGUGUAUGCGUUCGGCAUCCUGAUGUGGGAGCUCAUCUCCGGCAAGCAGCCCUACCACGACCGCAACCUGAAACAGCUGCCGCAUGAGGUUGUCAACAAGGGGCUACGACCCACCUUCCCGCCCAACACCCCGGAGGUGUACAAGGCGCUGGCCAAGAGCUGCUGGAGCCCGCUGCCGCGCAACCGCCCCUCCGCCGCGCAGGUGGUACAGUCCAUCCAGGCCCAACUGGACAAGAUUGAGGCGGUGGCCCGACUGCUGGGCAAGACGUGAGUGUGUGCGCUGCGAUGGUGAAUGACGGGCGGCGUGGCGUGGGGUGGGAUGGGGUGGGGUGGCGUGGGGUGAGGUACUGGGGGUUGCAUAAGUGAAGGCGCCAAGAAGCGCUGGGGUCUGGUGAGGUGUGGGUAGGAGGGGCGAGGUGAGGUGCUGGUUGGGAGAGGUGGGGGCACGGACUAGAGGGAGAGGACAGAUGCUGGAGAAAGAAGUUUGGCUGAAGGGCGAGUGAGGAGAGAAGAGAGGGUGAGCGGUAUCGCGCUUCCGGUGGUUGUUUUGUUUGGGCGGCUGAAGAAGACACGCUUAGCGAAGGCGUGAGGGAAGGAGAACGCAUGCUGUUCACAUUACCGGUAAGCGCGCAGCGCCUGUCUUCUGCACGUUUCGGCCGUGCAGCUGAUCAAUCAAGUAGAGGCGCUUGAGAUCUUUCCAUCCAUCAUGUUUUGCGGUUGUGGUGCGGUCGUUCGCUUGGCCGUUGGAAAGCAGUCAAGGUGCCUCUGGAGUUGCGUGAGCCUUACGUUGUUGGUAAAGGGCUGCAUAAGCGGGGCAUGAUGCGGCACGCAAGGCAAGGCUGGAUGGGAAACGUGGCUUGGUUGGGUUGCAAGGCGAGUGGACAGGCGCGUUGCGACACACGCAUGCGAGCAGCAGGCAAGAGUGAGUGAGGCGAGGGGAGCGCAUGCCAUGAUUUGUCAUUAGGCAUGGUGGUGGUGAGGAAAACAAACGCCUAAACGCCGCGAGUAUUGCUGCUGGUGGGGUGGUGGAUGAAUGGCCUGCGGGUGAUGGGUGUAUGCAUAAUUGGAGUUUGGAAGGUCGGUUGCAGGGAGAAACAAAAGUCCCAUUGCUUGGCAGCAGUGAAGAGCGGCUUGCCGGAGUCGCUUAAGGUGUGGGGAAAUGUUCAGGAAGAGGCAGAGAUGGCUACCGAACGGUGAAGAAACGAGGAGGCAGAUGCCUGGAGAGGGACAGAAGUUGUACGAUUUUGCGACGGCAGUGGUGCCUGCGUCUUCCCUUCGGAAGGGCAUGCGUGUUUGUAUGUAGGAUUUGGUUUUAGUCGGCGGGUUCUACGCUUUAGGCUUUGCGCUGAAGUCUGUCAUGCCGUUACGGCGUCAUGCCGGCUUUUGUCUGCGUCUGAACUCACUACGUUAUGCAAUACCUACGCAAAGGAAGAAUCCAACCUCUACGUAUACAGCGAUAGCAUGAAUGAGACAGAAGCACGGCUUGUGCUUUUGGAGCUUUUUUGGAUGAAAGAUGUGGGGUGGGUGGUCUGCUUGACUCAUUCAUCGGUUGAUAAACAAUUUGGAUGGGCAGUCUGAAAGGUCCUGAAUAUUGGUCUCCAUGCCGCUCUUGGCUCAGGUCAUUUCCCUGUUUUGUGUCCUUAAUGGAAGGGUGGUUUGCUAGCUGGAAUAUACUCCAAAUGUUCCGGAUGGUGUUUCCGAGAGUGCCUGGCAGGCUGGGUGGCAACACACGACGCUAGGUGGCGAGUCCUGAUGGCGGCAGGCUGUUGUGACCCAUGGGUCACAUUUUAUGGAUUCAAAAAUGCGUUGUUUGGCUGCCUGUUGGGCAGCCAUACUGGGCUUGUGGGGUUGAGGGCCACGGAACAACGUAUGGAGCCAGAUUCCUUCAAUGUGGGAUGACUGCCCCCAACCGGCCUUUCAAUGUUUUGGAAGAAAAUGUCUGUACGUCACGCACGGAAGGAGUAAGGAUUUUAUUUGCGUAGUAGGGGUGUGUGUUUACCGAAGACCACAUGGAGCCGCUUCUGGUCUGGAGUUGUCCUCUUUCCCUUCCUUGCGUGCAGGAACUGCGCCGCUAGUGCGCCGUUCCUCCGGUCAUGCAUCCCGGCCUGGUCCGGUGCAUGCAUGCCGUAACGAUGACAGCACUACAUGGUUUGGUCGGGGAAUUGAGCAUUUACACGUCACCCAUCGUGUGUGACGCGGCGCUGGCUGGCUGACGCAGUAGGCUGUCUCCUGAAGAGAGAAACAUGCGGCGACUAAUAGUAUUAUUCAUGGUCCAUUUGGGUGUUAUUGCGGAUGUUGUCGUUACUAAGCGCUUGGGGGCUUGGUCAUUAUACACCAGAUGCUCAUUAUAGCCACCAGGGAAGUAUUUUGGGUCACAUGGGUAGCGAAGCAGGUGUAAGCACCUGGAUGUGUGUGUUGACAAUUUGUGCCUUCGUGGCUUACUUGCACCCCAUCUGCCGUGUGUAUGCUCCUUUCAACGAGUGUCCCCUAUGCGUAGUUUUCGACACGUUUUAAUACAUGGAUACGCUGCCUACGUUCUUCACGCACACGAUAUUACGGUAGUUACGAGCUUCAGGCACGGAGGUUGUGUUGUUUGCGCGGGAGCCGACGCCCCCUGCUUGCGUGUGCACAUAAUGGUAAACAGAAAGUGGUCCGUGGUCGUAGCGGUGAGCGUUGUGCGUGCUGCAUGCAACAGGAAAUCGCGUCAAGCCCGACCGUUUCUUGGCGCGCCCGUUCCUCUUAGCUCUGUAUGUAUUUGUUCGCUCAACACACGCGCACGUAUGCUGCACGUGUGAUGUGCCGCGACACGCGUGCGCGGAUUUUGAGCAGCAGUGCGCCGCUUUGCCUGAGCUGGUGACAUCUUCACCGUAAGCAGGCGGCGGCAGCUUGUUGUGGCGUAAGCGGCAACUCGGGUUCUACAGGAAGGCAAGCUAGCAACAUGUAUGUAUGUAUGCAUGCAUGCAUGCAGGUACAUGCGCGCAGGAUAGGCGGGGUGGGGUGUGAAGGAAACUUGGCCGGAAGCACAGGCCGAAACCGAAGAGGAAUACCGGUAUGGUAUGGGAGGGACGGUUGUACGGAACGGCGGAAGAGGAUGAUUAGAUAGGUAGUACUGAGAUUUAUCGCGUACUUCUGCUUUCCACAACAUGUAAAGCCACC